AUGGCCAACUCCAUGCAUCCACUCUUGAUAAGCUUUUCGCUGGCCAUUCUCCUGGGUUUGACCUCUCUGGGUGGACUGAGCUCUCGGCCCUCAGGUCAGGCUUUGGCCCAGGUCUCCACCAACAACCAGACAACAGAGCCCACUAUCUUGACAGAGUCCGCCCUGGCCACACCCACACCAGACGCCGAGGACCAAACAGUUCCAAGCAGCGGUAACCGAUGCUGGGGUUACUAUGAUGUCAUGGGCCAGUGGGACCCGCCCUUCAACUGUAACGCAGGUAUCUACAUGUUCUGUUGUGGUUCCUGCUUCUACCGCUUCUGCUGCCAGUUCAAAGUUCACAGUUUGGACCAGACAUCCUGUUCCAACUAUGACACACCUGUGUGGGCUAACACCGGGAGACCAGCGGCACCCGUUACAGAGGUCCACGAGGAACCAGACCGGGAUCGGACCCACAUGAUCGUGUAUAUUAUUUGUGGAGUGGUCGCCAUCAUGGUGUUGGUCGGGAUUUUCACCAAGCUCGGGCUGGAGAAAAGUCAGGGCGGACAGACUGACAUGACCAACUCUAGGACUCUGACAGAGCUUUUGAAGCAGCCAGGGGAGGCAGGACCAGUGGAUGGAACUGGGGUUCAUCACCCUAUAGGGACCAACGGCAUCUCUGCCAGGUCACUACGCUCCAACAAUGAUCAUAACCAUUUGAACAACGCAGCCUUGUCUCCCCUGGGUCCAGCCAUGGCCUUGUCUCACCCUCAUAACAACCUGGGAAUUGGUUUCAACAAGUACAGCUCGCUCAAGGCCGUGGACACGGCUGCAAGAGACUACUAUAAGAGCUACCCUAUGGUAGAUUAUACCCAUCGCCAGUCCCCCCCCACUUUCCAGCCAAUCAACUUCCAUCCCAAGGACAAGCCCUUCCUCCCACCGCCCGACAUCCACGCGCCACUGGCCAUCACCAUCAAUGCCUCCCAAAUUCCCAAGCCUAAGAUCUCCAAGACCAACACCCACCCGCUCACCUCCAGCUCGGCCUUCAAAGCAUGGGACCCCAGUAAGAGCCAUGUCCCGCACCCGGCGGCCUCCCACAUGGGCCUCCAGGGGCAGCAGCAUCACCCCAUCCAGCAGCAGCAGCAUCAGCCACUGCACCAGCAGAACAGCCGUCGCCAGGCCUACUCCAACAAAAGGCAGUUCAGUAUCGAGACACUGCCCGAGCUCUUCUCGCAGCCACUGGGCUAUGGCCACUCGCCACGCAUGCACCCCAAGCACAAGGGACUGCCCACCAACAGCAAGACCGAAGUCACCGUCUGAACAUGGGGGUAAAUGGGUGAAUCGACAGACGAGGAGACAAAGGAAGUUGGAGUUGGAAGGGAAAUGUUAAGAUAUCUUUUAUAUCCACAGUCGUAUUGGUGAGACGGGGGCAAGAAAUAUCGUAUCUGGAAUUUUUUAACUCUGUAUUUUUCUCAUCAGUGUUGACAGUACUAAUAAUAAUGUGAGUGAUAUCUCUUUACUUUUAAGACCACUGGAUCUAAACAACAGCAGCAUCAGAUAAGCUGUGAAGGUGGUGCAUUGGCAGGUGCUGGCUGUGACUCUUUGAACCCAGCGGCUCUUCUAAAUAAUUGAGUGCUCUCUCAGUGUGUUGGCACAGCUCUGUCCUCCUUUUCCUCUCAACCCCCCUGCACUUCAACAAUACCACAUGCAAAUGUUCAAAUCCCACACACAAGACACUCUUUAGUCCACAAACUAACCCAGACUCCAAGGCUAUCAGUGAGGCUGGUAGGGGAGUGUUUCCCCUAAGACUUUGGCUUCCCAACAGCAGAGACAAUGCCAUUGUGUUGUCCGUUCCUGUUGCCCUCCUGCCCUCCGGGGAGUGAGAUAUCAGCCUGGCAAUUUAUACCGGGGGGGGUUCAUCUCAUUCCAGGGGAAAAUGAGAUGAGAAGGAUCGGAACCAUGUGCACACACCCACACACACACACUACACACUUGCCAACAACUACAAAAGGUUCCCAGCAGUGUCAGAGAACAGUGACGCACAGACACACACACUUUCUCUCCACACACUGAUCCUCACAAACUGGGAAAAUGAAUAAGCAAGCUUUCUGGUUAGUAUUUGUAGCAGUUUGUUGAGCAGCUAAAUCUAGCCACUGUCUAUUGUGUUGCUACAGAUGUUUAUCUCUAAAAAAAUCUUCAGAUGUGUCACAAUGCUUUAAA
Xiphias gladius (swordfish) is the source of this 2196-nucleotide messenger RNA. Its product is annotated as protein shisa-8. Bases 1 to 1296 code for a protein of 431 amino acids. The record is from RefSeq and is a predicted model, not a curated record. The transcript has 4 exons. Gene Ontology annotation, biological process: regulation of AMPA receptor activity; regulation of short-term neuronal synaptic plasticity. Gene Ontology annotation, cellular component: postsynaptic density; postsynaptic membrane; AMPA glutamate receptor complex. NCBI's taxonomy places the organism in Eukaryota, Metazoa, Chordata, Actinopteri, Istiophoriformes, Xiphiidae.